UGUGUGAACCACCUGUACUGACACAUCAGAAACACCUAAAGGCAAACGUUCACAUCUCUGUUUAUUUGAACAAACCUUCAGAAUGGCUAAAGUGUUAAGUGGAGGAUUCACAGAGACGAUGCCUGCCACUCCAGAAAUCCGGAAGAUCUGUAAUGAGGUCAAGAGCCAAGCAGAGCAAAAGACAAAUAAGAAAUAUGUGGAAUUCCUUGCUCUUAAGUACAGGAGUCAGGUGGUGGCAGGAACAAACUAUCUCAUCAAGGUUCAUGCUGGAGGAACCAGUUACCUUCAUCUGCUGGUGUGGAGAAAGCUUCCAUUUGAAGGAGGAAAUGCCGUCCUGACUCGAGUACAAGAGCAUCACCACAAAGACGAUCCCCUUUUACCUUUCUAAUGUGAGCUUGUUUCAGCUCCCUUUAAAAAUGUGCAUUUGUUGUGUUUAAAGAACUUCACACAUCCAUAUUCCUUUGAAGUCGAAUGUUAUGCAUAGAAUAACUUUAUAUUUACAGUAAUUAAAACAGCUAAUACAAUGUUUACUUUAUAACUGAAUGAAGGUGAAUGAAUAAUUUCACAAAUAUUUAAUAAAAUAACAUUCAUUGG
Messenger RNA from Oreochromis niloticus (Nile tilapia), 594 nucleotides. Its product is annotated as cystatin-A1. Gene Ontology annotation, cellular component: cytosol. NCBI's taxonomy places the organism in Eukaryota, Metazoa, Chordata, Actinopteri, Cichliformes, Cichlidae. The coding region runs from base 83 to 388 and encodes 101 amino acids. The transcript is spliced from 3 exons. Gene Ontology annotation, molecular function: cysteine-type endopeptidase inhibitor activity. The record is from RefSeq and is a predicted model, not a curated record.